Chenopodium quinoa (quinoa) is the source of this 888-nucleotide messenger RNA. RefSeq lists its product as uncharacterized. The record is from RefSeq and is a predicted model, not a curated record. The transcript has a single exon. Bases 1 to 888 code for a protein of 295 amino acids. Lineage: Eukaryota; Viridiplantae; Streptophyta; Magnoliopsida; Caryophyllales; Amaranthaceae.
AUGAUAACGAAGGGCCGGGACGUGAAGAAAUAUUGCAUGUUUCAUAGAGACGUUGGUCAUUACACCGAAGAAUGUGUUCAGUUAAAAGAGAACAUUGAAGAUCUCGUAAGGAAAGGGCGAUUAUCCCAGUAUCGUACCCAGGCAGGCCCCGGCCGACAGCAAAAUUCACAGCCUAAACAAAUCGACUACCGAAAGCAGGAAGAUCCAUCAAUGCAAGAUGAUACUUACAGACAGAAUCACGCGGAAACAUCUAGACAGGGAGGUAAUCCGACAGGGCAUAAAAUAACAAUCGACGUUAUUACGGGAGGGCCAGUAUAUGGAGGUUCCGUAAGCGGGGCCAAGAAGAGUUUUUCGGAAUACCGGCACCUAGUUAAUGCUUUGAGCGUAGAGGAACGACCUCGGCCUUCUUCCAUGCUUUCGAUAUCUUUUUCGAAAGAGGAUGCUAAGGGAGUAAUUUACCCUCAUGAUGAUCCGUUGGUGCUAAUAUUGACGGCAAAUGGAGCAGAUAUCAAGCGGGCACUCGUUGACGGCGGAAGUUCCGCAAAUAUCCUGUUUGCUAGGGCUUUUGAUGCCAUGAGGAUUGGCCGAAAAUACUUGACGCCAGUGUCCUAUCCCGUGAUAAGUUUCAACGGAUCGACGGUAAGACCUGAAGGUAGUAUUGUUCUUCAGGUUCGAAUGGGAGAGGGUCCGGCAGUAAGAGACGUUAUGGCGGAAUUUUUGGUGAUUGAUGUGUCAUCCGCUUACAACGCCAUUGUCGGCAGGCCUCUAAUUCAUGACAUGCAAGCUGUGGUCUCAACGUACCACUUGACGAUGGUGUAUGUAUCCAACGCGGGAACGACAGAACGCGUACGGGGUAGUCAAACUAUGGCAAGAGAGUGUUAUGUAUAG